Molecule: messenger RNA, 501 nt
Organism: Mya arenaria
Lineage: Eukaryota; Metazoa; Mollusca; Bivalvia; Myida; Myidae
Exons: 4
Coding region: 1-501 (166 amino acids)
Source: RefSeq, a predicted model, not a curated record
AUGACGGUGAAGGUUGAGACGAUGAUGAUGAUGGUGAUUGGUGUGCAGUUGAAAAUGGUGGAGGUGAUGGAGGUGGUGAUGCUGUUGGUGGUAGUGAUUAAGGUGGAGGUGGUGAUGAUGGUGAUGUUGCUAAUGAUGAUGGAGGUGGUGAUGCUGGUUAUGAUGGUGAUUGAGGUGAAGGUGAUGAUGGUGAUGGAGGUUAAGGUUGUUGUGAUGGAGGUCGAGAUGAUGAUGUUGGUGGUGAUGAAGGCGAUGGUGAUUGGGAUAAAUGUGAUGUUGACGGAGGUGGUGAUGGAGGUGAUGGUGGAGGUAGAGAUGGUGGUGAUGGAGGUGGAGGUGAUGGUGAAUGUGGGGGUGGAGGUGGAGGUGAUGGUGAAGGUGAUUCUGGUGGUGAUUGCGAUUGAGUUGGAAAUCGUGAUUGAGGUGGAGGUGAUGAUGCUUAUAGUAGUGGUGAUGGUGAAGGUGGAUGUGAUGGUGGUUGAGGUUGAGGUGGUGGUGUAG